Messenger RNA from Platichthys flesus (European flounder), 5462 nucleotides. RefSeq names its product rho guanine nucleotide exchange factor 26-like. Lineage: Eukaryota; Metazoa; Chordata; Actinopteri; Pleuronectiformes; Pleuronectidae. Gene Ontology annotation, molecular function: protein binding; guanyl-nucleotide exchange factor activity. Gene Ontology annotation, biological process: activation of GTPase activity. The record is from RefSeq and is a predicted model, not a curated record. The transcript is spliced from 15 exons. Bases 263 to 3244 code for a protein of 993 amino acids.
UGUUUUCAAUACCUCGCCACAGAAACUUCAGCCUCUGCUGCUAUAACUCUGCGCUCACACACUUCCACCGGGGCUCGGUGCCAUGUUGGAUUAAGCUCCGUUAACUUGUGUGAUCCGGUCGGUUUUCCUGCAGGAACAAUGAGCUGCUGCACAUCGAGCGAUUAGCGGGUGAGAACAGUUCACUGCAGGGCUGCAGUGUUUGCACUGUGACCUGUGGGCUUGAGCAAAGGCGGCGCAGAGAACACGGGGACGGUGCACGACCAUGGAUUUUGGCAAUGAUGUGGACCUGUCCAACAAUAACAUCACCCCUCUGUGGAAACGACGCUCAGACAAGAAACCCCAGGACUCGGGCAAACUCAAGGCGCGACCCCUCAGCUACCACAUCAGUGGGGUCAUGACCAAGGACUUCCCCUUGGAGGACAACAGGUAUUCCCUGACCUCGGGCCAACCUCCAGAGAGGCUGGCGGCCGCACCUCCGUGUUCGGGCAGUAGCAUUGCAGUGUUGAAGCACAUUCUUAACAAGCCCUCCAGGAAGUCCAGGGUCAUUCGAAGCAUCAGCAUUGGGCACCUCUCGAGCGGACGCUUCUCGCUGUCCAGAUUUAGGUCUGAGGACAGCAAAUCCGCUUCAUUGGACAAUAGAAAGCGUAAUGGAGACUGUGACGAGGGGAAAAGCAGUAAUGAAAAGCGUCUCCUGGACUCCCAGAUAUGCAUCUCCAGUCCUUUCACUCUGAAUUCACAGAAGGACCAGAUAGCGUUUGGGACAAAUUCAUCCUCACCCGAAAGUGACCCUCUCAACUGUUCCUCUCCUGACCUAUCCCAACACACUGCCAACAGCAACUACAACCACCAUGAACUGUGCUCUCUUUCAUCCACGUCCAGCUCCUCUCCCCCUGUCUGCCGCACCCCUACACCUUCCCACAGCUCCACAUCCAGCAUCCCCUCCCUCUCUUCCCUCACCUCCUCGGACCCCCCGACCCCACGCUCCCCAUCACCGGCAGACAGAGGACAUCCAAUCCUUAAACAGUCUUCCGCCUCUCCUGCCCUGUCACAGGACAGCAGGCAUGCCUCUUCCUCCUCGUCCAUCUUAUCCACUUCACCCUCCCUCUCUCCGUCUAUCUCUCCCUCUCCCUCCAUCAUCCUCAGCACCCACAGUCAAGCUGCCCUGAAGAUGGGCACCCAGCAGCUCAUUCCCAAGGGCUUAGCAUCUGAUAGUCGCCAGAGCAAGGUGCCUCCCUCUGCGCAGCAAGGCCAAGGUUUGGCUGGUCUACUGGGGUUGGAUCAUUCCAAGAGAGCCCUGAAAUCCCUCAGUAUGGUGGAGAUUGGACCCUACUUUUCCACCGGCGGGAACCAGGGUGAAGCGGCAGAGGGAGAAAGUGACAGCCCGGGGUCACUCAGGAGAGGCUUGAGGAGUACCUCCUAUAGGAAGGCUGUUGUGACUGGAGAAGACUCUGGGGUAGAUCCUAAGGUGUCCUGGUUGUCCCAUCCUGUUUUCCAAGUGCUAGAUGUGGAUAAUCAAGCCUCACCAAGCAGCCCAGUAACUCCUGGCACUGUAAGCCUCUCCAGCCCUGGAGCAGCCAAACCUGGGUGUCCUAGGACAACUAAGCUUGCCGGUCCUAGGACACCCAUACUAACCAGCCCCAGGUUGUUAAAGCUUGCUAGUCCUGUGACAGAAAAGCCUACAAUUUCUUGGAAAAAUAAGAAUCCAAAUAAGAAGAACGUUUUGACCAAUCAGCGGACAUUUGACAGCGAGGAGGAGGAGCUGUAUCAGAACUACAAGGAGAAGGCCUUGCACAAUGAUUCAGAUGAGGAUGCUGAAUCCAGGGAGCCCAGCUCUGAUAAUGGCAUCGUGGUGCAGUACAGACCCAUACGCACCUCCUGGAGCCAGCUCAGUGUGGUAAAGAAAAAUGGUUUGUCCGACCGGAUGAGUCUGGAAGAACGCAAAAUACAAGAGGCCAUUUUCGAGGUGAUCUCGUCGGAGCACUCCUACCUCCACAGUCUGGAGAUCCUGAUCCGCAUGUUCAAGAACUCUGAGGAGCUCAGCGAGGCCAUGACCAAGACCGAGCGCCACCACCUCUUCUCCAACAUCAGCGACGUCUGUGAGGCUAGCAAGAAAUUCUUUAAGGAACUGGAGGAAAGACACCAGCAGAACAUAGUCAUCGACGACAUCAGCGACAUUGUCUGCAGGCACGCUCAGUCCAACUUUGACCCCUACAUCACGUACUGCUCCAAUGAGGUCUACCAGCAGAGAACCCUGCAGAGGCUGGUGUCCAAGAGCCCGGGCUUUAAGGAGGUGCUGACCCGGAUCGAGAGCCACCCGGACUGCAGGAACCUCCCCAUGAUCUCCUUCCUCAUCCUGCCCAUGCAGAGGAUCACCCGCCUGCCCCUGCUCAUGGAUACAAUUUGUCAGAAGACGCCUAAAGACACUGCGCAGUAUGAAGAGUGUAAGAAGGCCUUACAAGCAGUCAGCAAGGUGGUAAGAAAGUGUAAUGAAGGAGCUCGCACAAUGGAAAGAACAGAGAUGAUGUACACCAUCAACUCUCAGCUGGCGUUCAAGAUUAAGCCGUUCCCCCUGGUCUCCUCCUCCAGGUGGAUGGUGAAGAGAGGGGAGCUGACGGCCUUCGUGGAGGACAACGGCAUCUUCCUCAAGCGGACGCAGCGGCAGCAGGUCUACUUCUUCCUCUUCAACGACGUCCUCAUAGUCACCAGGAAGAAGAGUGAGGAGAGCUACACCGUGAUCGACUACGCGCUGAGGGACCAGAUCUGGGUGGGGUCCUGCCAGCCUGAGGAUGUCAACCUGUCCCCGGUCAGAAGCCACUCCAGCAUGCUCAGCUCCCGGCAGCCCGGCGCCAAUCAUCUCUUCAGUCUGCGCUUCCGCAGCAACCACUCCGGGGAAAAGGUGCCCAUGAUCCUGGGCACGGAGCUGCUAAAUGAGCGCGCUCGAUGGAUCAGCGGUCUGGGCCACAACGUCAACAACAGAAAGAGUGAAGACAGAAUCAACGCCAUGCAGAUGGAGGUGAUCCGGACGUACACAGCCAAGCAGCCGGAUGAGCUGUCGCUGCAGGUGGCCGACGUGGUGCUGCUCUCACAGACGGUAGAAGACGGCUGGUGCGAAGGUGAGCGACUGCGCGACGGAGAGCGGGGGUGGUUCCUCGCCGAGUGCGCCGAGCCCAUCACGUGUCAGGUGACCAUCGAGCGCAACAUGCAGAGGAUGGACCGCCUGCAGGGGCUGGAGACCAACGUGUGAGCCAGCCAGCUGCCUGGACCACAGAGGGCUUCUUUUUUUUUUUUCCCCCCACAGCUGUUGGUGACCCUUUGACACAACAGUGAGCUGCCUUAUGAAGUGGUGAACCCGGACGAAUGAGUUCAGCAACAACACGAGUGACCCGCCCGCUGGGACCAAUGCGCGCGAGCUGUGGGGCUGCUGGGACUAAGAUGAAGCCACAAUUCAGCGGUUCAAAGCAAAGACUGAGUUCAGAGCUAACGCAGAAGAAGGACUGCUUUUCCUUCACUGGUGCUCGGUCCUGGUGUGGGUGGGCUGCUGGGUUUGAUGGUGGGAUCUGUCACAUUCUCUAAUUACCUGGUUGUUUGGGAAACGUCACGCCCACGGCCAAAGUCCCUGAAGUUCUAAACCUUGUUGUUUUUUUUUCCGAACAUAUUUUUAAGGGAUGUGUGAAGUAAUAAUAUAGACAACAGCACCAGUGCUAUCGGACACAAGGUGGGAGAAAUAGAACGAAGAUGACAGCAGCCUGAUGUCUGAGAACGAGGCUCGGGACAUGUAAUCAGGAGCUCUGCCAGUAGCAAUGUAACGGGUUUGUGGAAGUGAUAUCUAUGCAGGAGGGUGAGAUUGGCAGCUCCUAUACAGUGUGUGGAUUCAGUUUCAGAAGUUUGCAAACUCUGCUGACCCCGUUUUGGUUUGAAAAAACCUCGGGGGCUGUGUUGGGUCAGAACGGAGAAGUUUGAAACAACGACCAAGUCACCUCACUGAUUGGUUCCCAUUAGUCGAGACUCCACUACCACCAGUGAAGUCAGAACGUUCUUAAUGAAGUUCGACCCCUCGUAUUUCUUUCCACCACUGUCGUUUCUCAUUCAUAGUAUUUUUUUCUAUAAGUAAGCUACCGACUGCAGAGUAGAACUAUCUGCUUCCUGUUUAAACCGGCCCUUGCUUACCCAGAGUAAGUGAAUGGUCACAUGAUUUGCGUUCCAGUAAUGUUAGUAUGGACAAAGAUAAUUAAUGAUACUGAGGUAAACGCGUAAACCUAGAAGUCCCAACGAUCCUUUAAAUUCAAUCAAGCUGCAGGAAAUUGUAUAAACUUAAAGAUAUUAGUUCUCUAAACAAGCCUGAUUUAUUUUAUCGUGAUCAUUAUUUAUUCCCCUGGAAAUUUGUGGAAAUUUGAGAGGAUCAGCUCAAUGAUCUGGAUCCUCGCAAAAGUUCGACAUCCUUCCACCAAGUUUCAUGGUAAUCGUCUUUAAAAACAAACCAACAAGUGGUCAGGGAUGAGAAAAGAACCUCCUUGUCGGUGGUAACAAAACAUGGUCGUAUGGAUGCAGCCUUUUCAGUGUAGAAACUCCAGAGGGUUUCAGUAGCACCUGAGGGCAAGUGGAACUAUUCCAGUUGUCGGUGUGUGUCGAGAUGCAAAAGACAGGAAUGGACGGUUUGUCUAACGCCAGAGGCACUUUGUGUAAAUAGUCAUUAAUUGGAUAUUAUUGAGAGUUACGGUCUUCUUGGACGGAUGAUUUCAUUUGCACACGUUGUUAAGCAGAGGGGCCAAGUAUCUGUUCUCCACCCUGCUGUUUGUCACCGGUUAAUGUCCCCCUCAUGACUCACACUCCAAGGAUUUGUGUCACAACUGCCACUAGUCUCUCCAUCCACUCUGUGAUUUGUACAGCCUGAAUUAUUACACACACACAAACACUUAAUGCCAGCCAGAGGUGUGUAAAUAAAUAUCCCCCUUCAGGAUUUAUAUGCGUGAUGCUGCAGAGGCAAACUGAAAUUAAUUUGCGUGUGCUGAUGGGAAGAGACGGAGCGGCCCCGGCCCCGGCUUUUAAUUUGAUUGUCCACAGUGAGUCAUCUUUUUUAGUGUCCAGCUGAAGGAAAUAAAAUGGCUCGGUCACUGUGAUGAUAACGGCUUCCGUCAGGCCCCCCCCCCCCCCCCUCUAACCCCGGCCCAAAACGACAGCGACCACGACCGUCGAGCCACGUGAAGCGAGGUAUGGUAGAAGUGGGCGGAGCAGACAGAGCUUUGUAUUUGCACUCAGGGAAAAUUUCCGCUCUGUGAUUCCACGCGUCUCCACAUGAAUUUGUCUUUGCUUCAUUCUUUUCCACUUCUUGUAACUAGUGUAAAUCAACUGUGUACAUGUAAAUAUGUAAAACGGCCUGAAUUGUAACAUGUUUUUCCAAAAUACAGAUUUAUAUUGCAGAAGCUAUCCUAGUCGACCUUAUUAAUAAAAAAAGCUUAAUUGCC